AUGGCCUCGUGGAUCGCAACUUGGUCCUUGAGAUCCAUUUUAUCGAAUUCAUCGAUACAACACACUCCAUUAUCAGCGAGCAUAAGAGCUCCAGCUUCGAUGACAAACUCGAACGACUCCUCGUCUUUUACAACAGCAGCUGUCAAACCAGCAGCGGAAGAAGCUUUUCCAGAAGUGGCUCAUUUUGGACCACAACUCGAGAUAAUCACUCUCCUCGAUAGCACCGGACGCAUCUCCGCCAAUGAGACUCUCAGUUUGUUGAAUGUGACAAGCCAAAAACGCCAUCUUGUAGAAGCGCUACCUGUGACAUACAUAUACAACAUGGCAAUAUCGAACGCACUACUCAUUAUUUUUGGUGUCUCGGUUUACAUCCUCCCUUAUUACAUGACCGAUAAUGUCUAUAAGAGUGAGAGCAACGACCAACGACCAAUUAUCUACGUAUUUUCUAGUGUACCGAGAUACAAUUGGGCCACAGCUUUCGGUGGGUGUCACAUUUCUCUACCUUCAUCCGAUGCUCACUUUGAUAUUGAUGACUAUAAACCGAAUCGGAGUCGUUCUGAGUAUGCAAGCUUCAAAGUUAUUUACUGCCAGCAAAAUAUGGAUCUACACAUCUUUGCAUAUGGUGGAAAAGAAGAUCAGUUUGCUACGACAAUGCCUUCGGAUGUUCUGAAAGCGAAGAAGAAAACAGAGAGAAUGCUCAUGAUUCAAGCAUUCAUUACAGCUUUCUACCUAUCUGUAUAUGAGUUGACAAGCUUGGUUCUUCGAGUUGCUCCGGAGUUGUUCAGUACUUUGUCCAACGAUGGGAAGCUAGCAUUCACGUAUUUCCGCUUAGCCCAAAUCCCGUGUCACGUGUUUUUGGUGUACUUUAUCUUCACUCCAGUUACUCGGAAGAUAUACCUUGAUUUCAUCAGGGAACGCGUUUUGUGUAUGAAACCAGCGACAAAGAAGACUGUGAAAGUAUCGACAACCACUGCUCUCAGCACGAAGGCCAGGAGUGCUGAGUUGCGCAAUAUCAGGGAUUACGAUGAGUGUUCCAACAAUAUCGCACUUGUCUCCCGGCUGAACAGUCUCAACCAUCUCUCCUCGCACAAUCACAUCGACUGUACGUGGAAUCGAUCCACGUGGAAGCUCGGAUUGAGUCUCCUGAAUUCUGAUCUUUUGGAAAUCGACGAAAUGAAUUCUCAAUCAUAUAAUGACGUUAUAUGUCGUCGUCCAUGGUAUUUUAACUCUCCAAGACCUGCUCCUUUAAGAUGUCCAACACCUUCAUUCUUCACUUAUUAUGAAUGUUGCGGAGAGUUUCUAGAGAACUGUUGUUGGAGAUUCCGACAAGAGCCAAUAAUUAUCUCUAUCAUUCUGCUCGUCCUUCUAUUUCUAUUGUGUUGUUGUUGUUGCAUUGCAUGGUUGGCAUUUGGAAGAAAGAAGAAAUCAACAAGUGUGGAACCGGAAAAACAGUUGACAACUACAAAAAAAGAUUCUCAAAUUCAGACAAUUAGCAGUUCAACAAUAGACUCUGGAACUCAAUGGGAACUUCGAAAAGGUUACGAAGAGACUGAAAGAAGACGUUCUUAUGCAGCAGCUAGAGAUCGAGAAUUGGAUUAUCAGUAUUUCUCAUAA
Molecule: messenger RNA, 1614 nt
Organism: Caenorhabditis remanei
Lineage: Eukaryota; Metazoa; Nematoda; Chromadorea; Rhabditida; Rhabditidae
Exons: 9
Coding region: 1-1614 (537 amino acids)
Source: RefSeq, a predicted model, not a curated record